AUGGCACCGAAACAGAAUUUGAAGAAGGGCGGCGCUGGGACUGAUAAAGGAGAAAAAGGAAGUGGUAAGUCAAAAGCAGCAAAAGCUUUGGAUGCUAAGAAGAAGGUUGUGAAAGGACAAUUCAAAAUCCAUAAGAAAGGAGUCAGGACAUCUGUGCAUUUUCAUAGACCGCGUACGUUGAAGUUGCCACGGUCGCCUCGUUAUCCACGGAAAUCCGUUCCUAGACGCGAAAAACUUGAUGCAUAUGCGAUCAUUAAACACCCAUUGACAACGGAAUCAGCAAUGAAGAAGAUCGAAGAUACAAAUACUCUAGUUUUCAUUGUUGAUAUCAAAGCAAACAAGCCACAAAUACGACUAGCUGUUAAAAAGCUUUACAAUAUCGAUGUGCAGAAGGUAAAUACUUUGGUGACGCCAAAUCACGAGAAGAAGGCAUACGUACGUUUGGCACCUGACUAUGACGCACUAGAUGUUGCAAAUAAAAUUGGCAUCAUUUGA
Messenger RNA from Acanthocheilonema viteae, 495 nucleotides. Lineage: Eukaryota; Metazoa; Nematoda; Chromadorea; Rhabditida; Onchocercidae. The record is from the annotation of a GenBank genome assembly.